Molecule: messenger RNA, 4514 nt
Organism: Anopheles gambiae (African malaria mosquito)
Lineage: Eukaryota; Metazoa; Arthropoda; Insecta; Diptera; Culicidae
Exons: 3
Coding region: 2439-3899 (486 amino acids)
Source: RefSeq, a predicted model, not a curated record
AUAAAUGUUUUGUUAUUUUGUAGUAAAUUAUUUAAAUAAAUGUUGUAAAGUGGUUUCUGAUAAAUAUGAUAUAGUUUUGUGUCAAGUGAUGUGUAAAAUGUGAUAAGAAACGACAAGAAUCAUAUAAACAUUAUAUGUGUGUUUGUGCUUCUGUGUAUGAAUGUGUAUUUUGUGUGUAGAGUUUACGUUUGACGAUUAUGAUGUCUGGAUUUGUGCAGUUAAAGAAAUUAUAAAUCACUGUUUAUAUUACGCGAAACCUACACAAACCGUUAUGUACAAGAAGGGCCAGUUUUGUGUCAGUGUAUUACUUUAUUAACUUUUCUGUCGCUUGCGGAGUGGAAGAAGAAGUGAUCGGCAAACUUUGCGUGUUAAAACAAGACACAAGAUAGUGUAAAAAAUUGUAUAGAGACAUAUUAAAAAAGCUCGUAAUGCUUAUAAUUCAAGCAUAAAAUUUUGUAAAUUGUUGGAAAAAUGACGGAAAAAUCGCUAUUUUGGUAGCAGAGAGCCGCAUACAGCUUGCGAGCUGCAAGUUUUUUAUAAGAUCGCUCUGAUUCUAUCGGAUACUGAAAUUGGCCAUUUUGCUGAUGAAUUGCCAUUUUAUCGCAGAAAGUUAACAUGUAUAAGCGGCGAAGCAAGCCAAAGAUCGACGACGGGUAUUGUGGCAAAUAUUAGUUAGAUACAAAUGAUAGCAUAAAAACAAAAUAUAAUAUAAACACUAUAAACGGCUGUCCUUUCUCAACCAACAAAAAAUAAAUAUUUUGAGUACAAUGCUUUCCAAAGGUAGUGAAAUAUGAUUAAAAUGAUAAUACAUGAUAAUAAUAUUUACAAAAAUCUCAUGGCCUACCGAGAAAAAAAAAAUAUGGAAAAACGUGGCCACUAAAAAGCACAUAUUCAGUAGUUGGCAGGGAAUCGAAGUUCAACCAGUGAAUUCGGACUGUAUAAUCUUUUUUUUUUUAUUAUAAUUCUUCUUGAUAAAACAAAUAAAAGGUAAUGCAAUCAUUAGAACAUGAAUUGAGACAAUCAUAAAAGGUAAAAAAACACAAUAGAACGCCAUUCGAUAAUCCGCUCUUGAUCUAGUGCGGAUUACCGAGCGUGAACUGUAUGCAUCUAGUGUGUUAGAUAUAAAAAUUAGGAAUGCUUAAAUCUUUCAAACAUACAAGCAGCAAUUGUAAACAGUUUGACAAAGAAAAUAGAUGGCUGUAUAGACCAAAAAUAAAUGAAAAUAGUAAUAUAUGAUAGAUAAUAAAUAGUACUGGUCCCCAGGUAUAUUCGUCAACUCGAUUGACUCAAUAAAAUUCCUGUCAUAGGUUCAAACCUAGAAUGGACCGAUCCCCCGUAUGAAGGGUUGUCCUGAUGUGCGAUACCCAGUUCAAUGUUUCACACAUUAUGUAAGGUGGCAAAUAAACAAUGUUUAACAAUUUCAUUACCAGUGUACAUAUUUUGACCAUUUUAAUCGAAGUAGCCUUAGCAUCUGCUAAAACCAUCCACAUAACCGGGCGAGUAUAGUGUCCUUUACGCAGAAAUGACUAUUCUGUGUAGGCAAAGGACUAGACCUCUAACGGUUAAUUGACCUAUUUAAUUAAAAUAAUUGAAUAAAUUUUAGCUAUUGACCCGCUAGUCGAAGAAGUUCUAGAGGGAGAAUCUUCAGCUUCGUCCGAUGACGGGUCAAACGAGGAGGACAAUAACGAACCGCUAAUAACAGCGGGGUUUAAUGUCCACGCUCAUACUUUGGAUGACUGUAUUCGGUACUGGGCGUUAAAGUGCAAUGUGCCUCAUUCAACAUUAAAUUUAUUUUUGCACAUAAUGCGAGAACGGACGGAUAUACGGCUACCGAAAGAUGCACGGACAUUGUUGAAGACAAGCACGGCACCAAAAAAUAUUAUGAACGUCGCUGGGGGCCAAUAUUGGUACAACGGUUUAGGAAAGUGCCUUCAACAAAGAUUAAGGUAAGAUUGUAGAAAUAAGCUAAAUAAUGUUAGACCCCACGACACUGCGAUAAAAACGAUCGUAAAUUUACGGUACUAGAUAAAUACAAUGGUAUGACAUUCGAAAUUUUAUUAGCGAUUGUCUGUUUCAUCACUUGUUGCUUAUUUUACUAUUGCAAACUAUAUACGAACUUUAUUAGAUUGUUGUCUGUAUUAGAUUAGAUUGCCUUCUGCUUGUUUUCAGUUGUUAUAAUAAAUCAUAAUUCAUAAACGAAAAAUUAUUAUACAAGAAGUUUUGCAGGAGUGAAUCUUUCAAAUCUGUAUGAUAAAGAUGUUUUGUUGUUGUUACAUUCCCAUGUACUUUUCCAUCAAUAUAUCAGUUUUUCUUUUUUGUUUAGGAACCAUCAGGUAGCACCUGAUGCUGAACUGGAAAUCAAUAUUUCAAUAGAUGGCAUACCGUUACAUAAAAGCGGCCGCACAUCUUUUUGGCCUAUACUGGCCAGUAUCCAUAGGAUGCCAAGCGUCAAACCGAUGACUGUGGCUAUAUUUUGUGGAUCGAAAAAACCAGAUUCGCUCGAGCAGUACCUUCGGCCAUUAGUAGAUGAAUUGAACAAUCUUAUUGAUAAAGGUAUUGCAGUGGGCAAUAAUGACACAACGGUCAAAAUAAAAGUACGUGCCAUCAUUGCUGAUUCACCGGCACGAUCAUUCAUUAAAGGUAAAACAAAAACAAAACAAUAUAAGGGGUCUAUAAAGAUGCAAAUCCCGUCAUGGCACACAAUGGAAAACAUGGGUGUCUUGCACUGUUGCAAAUGCACUGUUGUUGGUUAUCACCAUCCUAUAUCACGGACUAUGUGCUUCCCGGAUACCAAAGCUCCUCUAAGAAAUGAUUUGGAUUUCCGUAGGCGUAACUAUAAAGAACACCAGAAGGAACUAACGCCACUACUUCAUAUACAUGGCUUGGAUAUGAUAAAGCAAAUUAUUAUCGCCGAAGAACUACAUUUAAUGCAUCUUGGUGUUGAGCGAAAAUUACUGCACGGGUGGAAUUACGGUUUGUGGGGAGCUGAGAAGUGGUCUGAUGAAGUAAAAGAAGAAAUAUCUUCGGAGCUGAGACGCAUAGUUUUGCCAUCGGAGAUCCAUCGCAAGCUACGCGGGUUGGACGAUUUAAAGUUUUGGAAGGGCUCUGAGUAUAGUUCCUUUUUGCAUUAUGCUGCCCCUAUCAUUUUGAAAGGUAGAAUUAGUGAUGAUGCAUAUAGCCACUUCAUGCUUUUCCAUUGCGCAGUUAAAUUUCUUUCUUCUAACACUUAUAAAAGACAAUGGGAGACUGCUGAUACAUUUCUUGAACAAUUUGUUACCGACUAUGCCCAGAUUUACGGAGAGGGUUACGUGAGUAGCAAUAUUCACAACCUGCUACAUGUUACUGCAGAGGUAAGGCAAUUUGGCCCUCUCAGCACAUUGUCAGUAUACAUUUUUGAAAAUGCUCUUCAGGUAAUGAAGAACAUGCUAAGAAGUGGUUGGAAAAAUCUGGAGCAAGUAAUUAAUCGGCUGUCCGAAUUAGACAAUUUUAAUGCUUCAGAACCAAUGAAAGUUUUGUAUGAGAUCGAAGGCCACGGAGAUAACGUUACAUUACAAAUGAAUGAUUAUAUUUUGAAGAAAGGUAAUAGAGAUGGAUGGUUUCUUUCAACAGAGUACGAAGUUAUUCAGUUUUGUUCGGCAGCGAAGGUAGCUUCUUCUGUUGUAAUAACUGGAAAGAAAUUGAUGGGUAAUAAGGCAACUUACAAUUUCCCCGUUUCUUCAAAAUAUUUGCAUACAUUUGAAUGUAACGUUAAAGACUCAUCAACAGCCACAAUUAAUAUAAACCCGAGCAGAAUUUUCUGUAAACUAGUUGCAAUUCCACUUGGUGAAAACGGGCGGACACAUUUUACCCCGCUAAUUCACACCCUGCCAAAGGUAUACAGCGAUUCACCGAUGGAGUAAUAAAAGUAAGCAUGUGUAAAUUAUAAAAUAUAUGUAGCAAAUAGUUUAUGUCUGUCAAGUGCAUCAAACAAUUUAUUCACUAUUUUGUACUCUAAUCAUCACAUUAUUUCAUUAUAAUAUAUCGUAUAUAGGAACUGUAAAUUUCAUCAUUUGAUUUCAUUAUCACAUAUUUCACUGUCGUUAUAUCGUAUAAGGCGCUAAAAGUUCAAUCAUCCGUUGUUGUAACAUUUGCCUUAAAGAUUUUAAUUGGCGCAAUAGGGGCUGGUUUUUUUCCCCUGAUAACGUCUGGCGCCGUUUAGCAUUUUUGUUCUUCUGUUUGAACAGGUCUCGCACCUGUGUGUCGCUCAGAUUUCCUAAUGUUUUAAAAAUGUGUAGAACAUUUCCAAAAUCCAUUAAUGCUAUUUUCUUGCUUCCUUUAUUGAUUCCUGUCCAGCAACAAUGGGCAAACAGUGUUUUGGAAAAAACAAUGUCAAUCGCGCUAUGAAGUAUAUAGUGUAUUCUUGUAUCUCCAGAUUCCCGUAAAAUGUAUUGUAAAAUAUUUUUUUUAUUUUCUUCAUCCGAUUCAAGACGUUUAUCGAACUCUUCAAGUUCAGUCCUGUCCUUCAAUGGGCUGAA